AUGGCUCGUGGCAACCAGCGCGACAAAGCCCGUGAAAAGAACUUGGCUAAGCAGGCUAGCAUGAAAAACGGCAACGACAAAUCGGGCAGCGAACUCGCCAAAGCGAAGGAAUCAGCAGCGGAGAUCAUGAGGAAGAAGCAGGCGGCGGCGGAUGCGAAGAAGGCUGAGGGGGGUGCGAAGAAGUAG
Messenger RNA from Fulvia fulva, 186 nucleotides. RefSeq lists its product as uncharacterized. The transcript has 2 exons. Bases 1 to 186 code for a protein of 61 amino acids. The record is from RefSeq and is a predicted model, not a curated record. Lineage: Eukaryota; Fungi; Ascomycota; Dothideomycetes; Mycosphaerellales; Mycosphaerellaceae.